Echinococcus granulosus is the source of this 843-nucleotide messenger RNA. RefSeq lists its product as hypothetical. The record is from RefSeq and is a predicted model, not a curated record. The transcript is spliced from 17 exons. Lineage: Eukaryota; Metazoa; Platyhelminthes; Cestoda; Cyclophyllidea; Taeniidae. The coding region runs from base 1 to 843 and encodes 280 amino acids.
AUGGGGGAUGAAUAUAGAGACGAUUACGGGAACUAUGUUGUGAACAACUAUAACAGAAAUCGGGAGCUUGCAGCUAAAGUCGCGGCUGAGCAGACUGCACAACCAUGCAGCCCAUCAUCCAAACAAUGGUCAGCGUCGGCGCAUACACGGACACCGAUGUACCCGCAGCGAAUGGUUUAUAUGCCGGUCCCUGGGUCGAAAAAUCAAACGGGGAUGCAGUACCGCCCUGGAAUGCAGAAGCGGAACCAAGGAUGGCCAUCACUAAGAGAUGAGCCAGAUUACCUGAGUCUGGACUCUGACAGUGACUCGUCCAGCUGCUCCGGUAGCAGCAGCAGCACUUGCCACUGCAGUAGUUGUGGUGGAACCAUAAACGAUUACUCCAGCACCUCGUCUUCGGGAUGUUGUAGCUCAAGUUACGAUUACACCGACGCUCGCCAACGCUCAAAGGCAAGAAGCUCGAAAAAGCAGAAUGAUAAAUCAAGGAGUCGAGGCCGAAGAGAGAAAUGCGAUUGCGAUUCCUCCGUAUUUUCGGCCCCGUCGUUGUCAUCAUCAACUUGCUAUGAAAGGUCAUCGAAAGGAAAGUCAAGAAAUCGUUGCUCCGUAUGCCAUAGACCGGUAGACAAUAUUCGAGAAAAGAAGGUACUCGCAGCUCAAAGCCUGGGCCGGUACCAUCGAUGCAAAACACCUCGUGCACAAAUGCCAUCGUACAUAAAUGGCCGAUUUCGUGGAGUGAACACUGAAAUUCAACCUGGGCCACCUGGAAGCACAUUUGUCGCUCCGCCCGACCAUGCGAUUUACGAGCGUAAGCUGAAAACAUUCAGUCAUUUUCAAGUUCUGGAAUAA